GUUCACCUGCAAGUUACUACUACAUUAUAUGAACCAAGUUCAUCAAGGAGGGAAGUGUCCAUCCCCGCCCUCCCGCAGCCGCCCCUCUCCGCAGCAGGACACUGACACGGCGGAAGAUGGCGUUGCUGCAGAGGCUGCUGCUCCCCCCCGGCAAGGUGACAUUACUAAAUUCAUCUCUCUUUACAAGUGGCUUCAUAAAGAUACCAUGCAGCAACUACUUACACUCUCCAGUUCGAAAUUUUCAUAAGUACGUCCCUCGUAGAGCUGUACUAUACAUACCUGGAAAUGAUGAAAGGAAAAUAAAAAAAAUCUCCUCUCUCAGUGUUGACUGUGCAGUGCUAGACUGUGAAGAUGGAGUGGCCAUCAAUAAAAAGGUUGAAGCCAGAGAGACUGUUGUUAGAGCACUGGAAGAAUAUGACCUUGGCGAAACUGAGAAGUGUGUAAGGAUUAACUCUGUGUCCAGUGGCCUUGCAGAAGAAGAUCUGAAGGUCAUCUUGCAGUCCAAGGUCUUACCCUCCUGUCUAAUGUUGCCAAAGGUUGAAUCUUCUGAAGAAGUGAAAUGGUUUACAGAAAACUUUCUACACCACUUAAAAGGCAGGAAGCUGGCACAUCCAAUAAAUCUGGUAACUUUUGUGGAAAAUGCUGUAGGACUACUCAACUUCAAGGAUGUUUGUGAAGAAGCUAUACAAAAAGCACCCACAGUUGGUCUUCACUUAGAUGGAGUUGUCUUUGGAGCAGAAGAUUUCCGAGCAAGCAUAGGUGCAACAAGCAGCAAAGAUACUCAUGAUGUCUUGUAUGCCAGACAAAAGAUCAUCGUUGUAGCCAAAGCAUUUGGACUGCAAGCCAUUGAUCUUGUUUACAUAGACUACAAAGAUGAAAAAGGGCUUCAGCAACAGGCAAAAGAAGGAGCCCUGAUGGGAUUCUCAGGUAAGCAGGUGAUUCACCCAAGCCAGAUUCCUAUUGUCCAGGAGCAGUUUACUCCGAGUGCUGACAAAAUAAAUUGGGCCUACGAAUUGAUUUCUGCUUUUCAAGAGCACCAGAGAUUAGGAAAGGGAGCAUUUACUUUCCAUGGGAGCAUGAUAGACAUGCCCUUGCUUAAGCAGGCACAGAACAUCGUUACGCUUGCCAGAGCCAUCAAGAACAAUCAUCUGCUAAAUGAAGCGCUCUCCGGGAGUCCCCCCCUCUAUACAGCACUUGUCUUACAGGAGAGGAAGGAGGGAGACCUGAGAAAAACGACGAGGAACAGUUGAUGCUAUUGAUAGCAAUCAUCAUGCAUUUAUUUUCUGUACAUGUAUACCAUUAAUUAAAAUAAAUGUCAAAUCGAA
Pseudophryne corroboree (corroboree frog) is the source of this 1325-nucleotide messenger RNA. It is a transcript of the gene CLYBL, whose product is annotated as citramalyl-CoA lyase. Lineage: Eukaryota; Metazoa; Chordata; Amphibia; Anura; Myobatrachidae. The record is from RefSeq and is a predicted model, not a curated record. Gene Ontology annotation, biological process: regulation of cobalamin catabolic process. Gene Ontology annotation, molecular function: (S)-citramalyl-CoA lyase activity.